AUGGAUGCUGGACUGUUGGUCGAGUUCGACGAGUGGGGCUUUCGAGCCACCAUCGGUAUAGACUUCCUCUCGAAAACGAUGUAUCUAGAGGAUCGGACAGUCAGAUUACAGCUGUGGGACACUGCCGGCCAGGAGCGGUUCCGCUCGCUGAUACCAUCCUACAUUCGUGAUUCAACCGUAGCCGUAGUUGUGUACGACAUUACAAAUGCGAAUUCCUUUCACCAAACCUCCAAAUGGAUCGACGACGUGCGAACGGAGCGUGGCAGCGACGUAAUCAUAAUGCUGGUGGGCAACAAAACCGAUCUCUCCGACAAGCGCCAGGUGUCGACGGAGGAGGGUGAACGGAAAGCAAAAGAACUGAACGUGAUGUUUAUCGAAACUAGCGCGAAAGCCGGUUACAACGUCAAACAGCUUUUCCGAAGGGUGGCCGCCGCCCUGCCCGGCAUGGACUCGACCGAGAACAAACCGCCGGAAGACAUGCAAGAGGUCGUGCUGAAAGAUUCGCCAAACGAAACGAAAGACCCGGAAGGUGGCUGUGCAUGCUGAGGCUGCUGCUGCUUCCCAAUCAGCUCACAGUCAGCGGCAGUCGCGCGACGCAACGCGGCGCAAUGGAACGAAUUACGAAACCACACCUUUUUGCUAUGAUCGCUACCGCGCUUACUCUAUUACUACCACAAUUACUACCACCUUACUGCAACUAGUUCUACUUUUAAUUUGUCUUUAGGCUGGGCGAAAACAUUAUUGCAGAGACUUAUUCCAUUUUGUUUAUUUUUGUUGUUGCAAUAACCGCCCAAAGUACUGGUACUAGGUUGGUUGGACGCGCGCGCGAGCUUCUACAGAGCAGCUGACCCAGCUUCCGGUGCUGAGAAGGGAGUGGUGGAAGAAGUGAAGCACGGAACGCUACUCGCGCGGCAAUUGAUCCUUAGACGGACGUGAUGUGCAUUCUAUGUCGUAUACAUAUACAUAUAUAUUAAUAUUUUCCCCUCCGUUUUCCGUCAUAUUUAUUUGUAAGCCCCCGGAAGACCCCGACACAACAGGACAUUCAAAUGUUUGAACCUACUACCGACCAUACCGCUACUAAACGUAAACGGAUAAAUUGCUACAGGUGCUGUGGUGUCGAACGGGCGGGCGUUGGCCAAUGUUACGUAGUGGCUGCGCGUGUGCUCAAUAAAACAAUGUAGCUCAUUUUUAUACCAUUUAUGACUUGUAUCUCUGUAUGCUCCCGUUUGUUUGAUCGCUUUUUCAAGCUCAGAUGGAUUUAUUUUUCUCUACAACCGGGUGGAGUCUUUUCAGUUAAUCUUGUGUUAAGAGCGAUGGUCCUGUGACCAAUGGUCCAUGGUUGCAAUAGAAACAAAAAUGUUUCUUUGUCAAUCCAAUAAAUUAGUAACCACUUGAGUGGAUUUAACACAAUUUGUGUACUUUCAAGACAGAACUAAUGGAUUGGAUCCGUUCAGUAAAUGACUAAUAUUUUGGAUGGACCAAGACGGGCGGAAGAAAGUGUACGAGAAUUAACCGAAAAAAUUCCCCGGGUCUCGCCCGGGGCCAAUGACUUUAUUCUUACUUAUUAACAUUUUUUUUUAAAUAAGUUGUUAGAAGAAUAAUAAAUACAAAGCCUUAAGUUCUAA
Anopheles cruzii is the source of this 1625-nucleotide messenger RNA. It is a transcript of the gene Rab6, whose product is annotated as ras-related protein Rab6. Bases 1 to 546 code for a protein of 181 amino acids. The record is from RefSeq and is a predicted model, not a curated record. Gene Ontology annotation, molecular function: GTP binding; GTPase activity. NCBI's taxonomy places the organism in Eukaryota, Metazoa, Arthropoda, Insecta, Diptera, Culicidae. The transcript is spliced from 5 exons.